AUGUCCAUGGCCGACGCCAUAACGAAUGACAUGCUUAUCCCAGACGUCGCCUCCAACUUCUCAGAAUGGAUUGAAGGAAACAACCAGAUGGAGUCGUUCGGCCUCAGCCCACGACAAAGGCAGUGUAUCCCUGUUCGAACGGUCAAAGAUGUUGUCCUCAAGGAGAUACAUGCGUUCCCGGCGGCUGCUGUCGCGGCAAUGCCCAACAGUGUGGCUCAAGCAAAUGUUACUUCCCAUCCUCCCAAAUCUGCUGUCCUAGUGGUAUUGCCUGUAAGAAAGGGCAGAACUGCGUCGACGGUGGCUGCUGUGAAAGUGGCGAGUCGAAGUGUGGCUCGUCUGGGUGUUAUAAUCCCAAGACAUCCGUCUGUUGCGGAAGCUCGAGCAUACACUGCCCCAAAGGCUACGAUUGCAUGCCGGGUGGUGGAUGCUGUCCAGCUGGUCAGAAGCGAUGUGGGAAUAGCAAGUGCUACGAUCCUAAGAAAGCAAACUGCUGCACUGGGCCUGGAACUGUUUGGGCUUGUGAGAAGGGCAAGGAGUGUUGCUCAAACGGAUCUUGCGCGAAUUCUUCGACAGAGAAAUGUUGCAAGAAUGGGGCGUGUCAAGAAGGAACAACUUGUUGCGAGAAUGAAUGUUGUCGAUCGAAUGGCUACUGUGCAUCCGACGGAUACUGUAAAGCAUGCCCUGCUGCUACAAGAACUGUCUCGUCGACCGACACAACUACCAAAACUGUGA
This is a messenger RNA of Fusarium poae, 732 nucleotides long. RefSeq lists its product as uncharacterized. The record is from RefSeq and is a predicted model, not a curated record. The transcript has 2 exons. The coding region runs from base 1 to 732 and encodes 243 amino acids. Lineage: Eukaryota; Fungi; Ascomycota; Sordariomycetes; Hypocreales; Nectriaceae.